Messenger RNA from Triticum aestivum (bread wheat), 1614 nucleotides. Its product is annotated as putrescine hydroxycinnamoyltransferase 3-like. Lineage: Eukaryota; Viridiplantae; Streptophyta; Magnoliopsida; Poales; Poaceae. Gene Ontology annotation, molecular function: acyltransferase activity, transferring groups other than amino-acyl groups. The coding region runs from base 109 to 1413 and encodes 434 amino acids. The record is from RefSeq and is a predicted model, not a curated record. The transcript has a single exon.
CAAGAGUACAAGACGGCAAGCAAUAAGCUCUCUUGUUGCAAACUUUUGAUCAUUCUCGCCGAUCAAACUUGAUUAGCGACAGAGAAACUGCUGCCCCGACAAACAGCAAUGGAGGUCAAGGUGUUGAGCUCCAAGCUCGUCAAGCCUGCCUACAGUGCCGGCCAAGCGCCGAUGCCGGCCACCGAGUACAUUCCUCUGUCCAUCUUCGACAGGGUGACGUUCGAGAUGCAGAUGGCCAUCAUCUACGCCUUCGCCGCGCCGGCGCCAUCCACGGCCGCCAUCGAGAACGGCCUCGCCACAGUCCUUGCCCAGUACCGCGCCUUCGCAGGCCAGCUUGGCGAGGCGCCCGAUGGCACGCCGUCCGUCGUCCUCAACGACCGUGGCGCACGCCUGGUUGAGGCGACCGUGGACGCCGACCUCACCGACAUGGUGCCCUCGAAGCCCACGCCUGAGCUGCUGAAGCUGCAUCCUGACCUGGAGGCGGUGCACGAGGAAGUCGUGCUGCUGCAGCUCACGCGGUUCCGUUGCGGCUCCCUCGCCGUCGGGUUCACGUCCAACCACGUCGUCGCCGACGGCCACGCCACCAGCAACUUCCUCGUGGCCUGGGGGCGCGCCACGAGAGGGCUCCCAAUGGGCCUUCCGCCCGUGCACCACCACAAGGACCUUUUCAAGCCACGGUCGUCGCCUCGCGUGGAGCACGACCACCGUAACAGGGAGUACUACCUGCCGUCGCCCACCGACGUGGUCGGUCACCACGCCGACGCCGCCGACAACAUCGUCAUCCACAAGGCGCACUUCACCAAGGACUUCAUCGCCGGUCUCCGCGCCAAGGCGUCAGAAGGGCGCGGCCGGCCGUUCAGCCGGUUCGAGACCAUCCUCGCCCACCUGUGGCACACCAUGACGCGCGCGCGCGACCUGAGCCCCGAGGAGACCUCCAAGAUCCGGCUGUCCGUGGACGGGCGGCACCGCCUCGGCCAGCCGGCGGAGUACUUCGGCAACAUGGUCCUGUGGGCGUUCCCGCGCUCCACGGUGGGCGACCUCCUGAACCGGCCGCUGAAGCACGCCGCCCAGGUGAUCCACGACGAGGUGGCGAGGGUGGACGGUGCCUACUUCCAAUCUUUCGUCGACUUCGCCAGCUCCGGCGCCGCCGAGAAGGAGGGGCUCGCGCGGAGCGCCGUCUGCAAGGACGCGCAUUGCCCGGACGUGGAGGUGGACAGCUGGCUGACGUUCCCGUUCUACGAGCUGGACUUCGGCACGGGGAGCCCGAGCUACUUCAUGCCGGCCUACUUUCCCACGGAGGGGAUGCUCUUCCUGGCGCCGUCCAACUUCGGCGACGGCAGCGUGGAUGCCUUCGUACCCUUAUUCCAAGAGAACCUCCAAGCGUUCAAAGAAUGUUGCUACUCCAUGGGGUAGGUGGCCUAACUGUGAAUUAGUCGAAGAAACAAGGAGUGAGGCACAUACAUUAGUUCAUUUAUUGAGAGUGUGAGCAUAAAAAACAAUGUGUUCUCUUUUUUUCUUUUUGAGAAUUGUAUAGUGCUACAGUAUGUACACAGAUGUGUCCAUGUACAAUUGACAUGAUUAUUUGGAUCAAACAAAUUUGAUUAUACACCAAUA